AUUCAAAGGAAAAAUAUGACCGGCAACUGUUGGCCAAAACUCUUAAAUACUUUCAAAAAAGCCUGUAACCUAAUUCCCGUCGCCACCCUCACUACCGCCGCCGCCGCGAAUUCCCCUAAAUUUUCCUCCAUGGACGACAUUCAUAAAACCCUAAAAACUAGCGUUUGUAUAAUCGGGAGUGGACCUGCAGCUCACACAGCUGCCAUUUACGCAUCCCGCGCGGAGCUGAAGCCGAUCCUUUUCGAAGGAUGGAUGGCUAACGACAUAGCUCCCGGCGGUCAGCUGACGACCACCACAGAUGUUGAGAAUUUUCCUGGUUUCCCCGAAGGUAUUGGCGGCGGCGAGCUUAUGGAAAAGUGUCGUGCGCAGUCUAUUCGUUUUGGGACACAAAUUUAUACUGAAACGGUAACUAAAGUAGAUUUUUCUAAAAGUCCUUUUAAAGUUGUUUCUGAUGAUAGGACUGUAUUAGCUGACGCCGUUAUUCUCGCUACUGGUGCUGUAGCUAAGAGGCUUGAAUUCCCCGGCUCCGGCAAUAAUGGCUUCUGGAAUAAGGGGAUAUCAGCUUGCGCCGUUUGUGAUGGCGCUGCCCCGAUAUUCCGUAAUAAGCCAUUAGCUGUAAUUGGUGGUGGAGAUUCUGCUAUGGAGGAAGCUAAUUUUUUAACUAAAUAUGGUUCGAAAGUGUAUAUUAUUCAUAGGAGGGAUGAAUUUAGGGCAUCGAAGAUAAUGCAAAAUAGGGCAUUGAGUAACCCUAAAAUAGAGGUGAUUUGGAAUUCUACUGUAGUGGAGGCUUAUGGGGAAAAGCUUUUGGGUGGAUUGAAGGUGAAAAAUAUUGUUACAGGAGAAGUUUCUGAUUUGAAUGUUUCAGGCUUGUUUUUCGCCAUUGGGCAUGAACCAGCUACCAAGUUUUUGGAUAAGCAAUUAGAGUUGGAUUCUGAUGGAUAUGUUGUAACUAAGCCAGGGACGACACUGACCAGUGUUAGGGGUGUUUUUGCUGCUGGUGAUGUGCAGGAUAAGAAGUAUAGGCAAGCUAUUACUGCUGCUGGCUCAGGGUGCAUGGCGGCUUUGGAUGCUGAACAUUACUUGCAAGAAAUCGGUGCCCAAGAGGGAAAGAGUGAUUGAUUGCUUUGUGUUGUUCCAUUGAAGUGGCUCUUGUACUAGAGUUGCAAAGGUCUGGAUUGAUUUGAUAUGUAUGUAUUAAGAAUUUGUUUCCUCACUAAUGUUUAUGAUUGAAAAGAAUAUA
Solanum verrucosum is the source of this 1240-nucleotide messenger RNA. Its product is annotated as thioredoxin reductase NTRB-like. Gene Ontology annotation, biological process: removal of superoxide radicals. Gene Ontology annotation, cellular component: cytoplasm. The record is from RefSeq and is a predicted model, not a curated record. Gene Ontology annotation, molecular function: thioredoxin-disulfide reductase (NADPH) activity. Bases 16 to 1119 code for a protein of 367 amino acids. Lineage: Eukaryota; Viridiplantae; Streptophyta; Magnoliopsida; Solanales; Solanaceae. The transcript has 2 exons.